This is a messenger RNA of Polyodon spathula (Mississippi paddlefish), 1010 nucleotides long. RefSeq names its product olfactory receptor 1509-like. The transcript has a single exon. Gene Ontology annotation, molecular function: G protein-coupled receptor activity; olfactory receptor activity. Gene Ontology annotation, cellular component: membrane. The record is from RefSeq and is a predicted model, not a curated record. Bases 42 to 1010 code for a protein of 322 amino acids. Gene Ontology annotation, biological process: G protein-coupled receptor signaling pathway. Lineage: Eukaryota; Metazoa; Chordata; Actinopteri; Acipenseriformes; Polyodontidae.
GCAAGAGAAGAUACUGGUACUCAAGAAACUUUCACUCUGCAAUGUCUCCCAAUUCAACAACAAUGUCUUUGAAUGUUACCUCUGGUAGACCACUGUUUUACAUUAAUGGGUUUUCUAAUAUGUUGUACGCAAACUAUUAUUUCAUGUUCUUGUCGGUUGUUUAUGUUUUAACAAUAUUAGCCAAUGCAUUUAUAAUGAUAAUAAUAUGCAUAGAACGAAGUUUACAUAACCCCAAAUAUGUUGCUGUUUUUCAUUUAGCUGUAGUUGAUACCUGUUGUAGUACAGUUGUAAUCCCAUUUCUAAUUCACACAUUCAUUUUCAGCUCCCAGUUUAUUGUGUUCGAGGCCUGCCUAGCUAAUAUGUUUUUUGUGCAUUUUUUUAAUGGAUUGCAGUCAGUUUCCCUUGUGCUGUUGGCAUAUGACAGAGUAAUUGCCAUAUGUUUCCCAUUGCAUUAUCAUACAGUUAAUACAAAUAUUACAAUGAUUAUAAUUAUAGUUGUAGUUUGGGUAUUUUUCUCAGUUAUGUUUCUUGUCAUGGUUCUUUUAAUUACGCGACUGUCCUUCUGUAAAUCUACAGUGAUUGACAGUUAUUUUUGUGAUCAUGGACCUGUUUACAAACUGGCCUGUAAUGACACAUCAGUCAAUUAUAUUUUUGCUGUAUUCUUGAUUUCAUUAUUUUUAAUUUUACCAAUGCUCAUCAUUGUAUUGUCAUAUGCAUGCAUUUUAUUUCAACUUUUUAAAAUGACAUCUACAGAGGGUAGAAGAAAAGCUCUGAAAACAUGUACCUCCCAUUUAAUUUUGGUAGCAAUAUUGUUCAUACCAAUAUUAGUUACGUAUAUAGCAGCAAUUGUCUCUGCUAUUCAUCCCAAUGCUAGAAUCUUAAAUAACUCACUGUCUGCUACCAUUCCACCCCUGUUGAACCCCAUCAUUUACACUCUGAAAACUGAGGAAAUAAUGGAAGCGAUUAAAAAGGUGUUAAAAAGAAAUAAAAUUUUCCAGGUAAAAAGUUGA